AUGGGGAUCGACUUGAAGAACAGGGGCCGUACUAAGAAGCACGGAAGACGGGCCCUCGUCUCCGAGAACCCCUACCUUAGGCUGGCCGUCAAGCUGUAUCAGUUCCUCGCCCGCCGCACCAACAGCGACUUCAACAAAGUUAUUCUGAAGCGGUUGAUGGCGCCUCGCCGUCUUCGGGCUCCUCUGUCUCUCUCAAAGUUGAGCAUGAGAAUGAGAAAAGAAGAAAAUAAAACUGCUGUUGUUGUCGGCAGCAUCGUCGAUGAUCCUCGCACUCUGGAGAUCCCGAAGAUGUCGGUGUGCGCACUGCGUUUUUCUGAAACUGCACGCAAGCGUAUUGUUGCGGCUGGAGGCGAAUGUUUAACAUUUGAUCAGUUGGCUUUGAAGGCACCAACUGGCUCUCACUGCGUUCUCUUGAGAGGCUCUAUCUUGAGAGAAACCGACAAGCACUUCGGGCCGGCACCAGGCACACCGCACUCGCACACCAAGCCGUACGUCCGAUCGAAGGGAAGGAAGUUCGAAAUGGCUCGUGGAAGGAGAAAGUCGCGAGGAUACAAGAACUAA
Eimeria acervulina is the source of this 561-nucleotide messenger RNA. RefSeq names its product 60S ribosomal protein L18, putative. Gene Ontology annotation, cellular component: cytosolic large ribosomal subunit; ribosome. Gene Ontology annotation, molecular function: RNA binding; structural constituent of ribosome. Bases 1 to 561 code for a protein of 186 amino acids. The transcript has 5 exons. NCBI's taxonomy places the organism in Eukaryota, Apicomplexa, Conoidasida, Eucoccidiorida, Eimeriidae. Gene Ontology annotation, biological process: translation. The record is from RefSeq and is a predicted model, not a curated record.